Messenger RNA from Dermacentor albipictus, 2155 nucleotides. Its product is annotated as ATP synthase mitochondrial F1 complex assembly factor 2 homolog l(2)k14505. Gene Ontology annotation, biological process: mitochondrial proton-transporting ATP synthase complex assembly. The record is from RefSeq and is a predicted model, not a curated record. Gene Ontology annotation, cellular component: mitochondrion. Lineage: Eukaryota; Metazoa; Arthropoda; Arachnida; Ixodida; Ixodidae.
UGAGAAAGUUGUCGGUGCUCUCCGCCUGAGGGUGAUUUUUUUCUCUCAGCGCGUGGGUGAAUGGCGGCUACGACUGCCGGUUUUCAAUUCAAGCGUGGUUAGUUUCCGACUUGUGGAGAAAGAAAUUACAAGACACUGUCAAAAAAUGUUCUGGUAUACGUGUAAAAUAGGUCGUGCUCUAUUAGUUGCUCGAGCCGUUGUGAUCUCCGGUCGUCAUUCGAAGAGGUUCUACCCAGCCAAGAAGAAACGGUUUUACAAAGAAGUCAGCAUAGUACGAUCUGGGGAUCAAUUCGAGGUCUGCCUCGACCAGAGGAAGCUCAAGACGCCCCUGGGAAAACUGCUGCUCGUUCCAAACGAGGCGUUGGCGGUUGCUGUGGCAACUGAAUGGGACUGCCAGCAGACAGAAAUCAACCCCACCGAAAUGCACCUGACUGGCCUUUGCAACACGGUCGUGGACAACCCCUCCAAAAAGACAAAGGAAGAUAUGGCGUCCGAUAUACUGGAGUUCCUGGAAUCGGACACUCUUUGCUAUCGAAUGCAGGAGCCUGACGAGCUUGUCACCUUGCAAAAGGAGAAGUGGGAUCCCUUAUUGCGAUGGUACGAAGACAGGUUCAAUGUGAAGCUGGAGGCAAAGAGCGACCUGGCGGUGUCAACGCUCCCUCAAGAAGUGUGCGAUGUUGCCUUCAAGCACCUGAUGUCGUAUUCAUUGUGGGGGCUGACAGGCAUUCAAUAUGGUGCGGAAAGCCUCAAGUCUUUGAUCCUUUUCCAAGCUGCCUUGGCCCAGCACCUCAGUGUAGAGCAAGCUGUCAUGCUGGGAAGGCUGGAGAGCGAGUUUCAGACGAGUCGCUGGGGCAGAGUGGAGUGGGCCCACGACCUUGACCGAGAGCAAGUUCUCAGCCGAGUGGCAGCGGCAGUGCUCUUUGUGCAGCUUACGUCGGAGUCGUCCAGCAUUGUUUCCAAGUCGAGCGCAGCAAAAACAGCGCAUCAAUCAUCCGCAGGCUCGGAGAGGUGAACGGCCAACAGCACGAUAGGUUCUCCUUCGCCAACUUCCGAGUGGUUCUUCGUAGUGGUGCGUGAACUUGUUGAAUAGAUCUACGUGCUGUCUGUUGCGAAAGUUUCCGAGCCAAAGUGCUCGCAACCAGUUUGGACAUUGUGCCGUGUGUAGGCAUCGCGAUCGGCGGUUGAUUGAUUGGCUGAUGGGCGUGUCUCAAAGGAACACUCGGGCGAAAGGAAGAUGCCACAAGCUUCGGAUUAACUUUGAUCUCCCGAAGGUGCUCGGCGUGCAUUCAGAGCAAUGCACACGAGCGUUCUUGCACCCCGAACAAGCCAGAAUGUUGCUGGGAAUCAGACCCACAACCUUUUUCUUAGUAGCAGAACGUUGUGGCCCUUGAAGCAGGUGUGCUUUCAGGUAAUGGCUCAGUUAGUGCCUGUGCUAUAUUACUAUUAGCAUUAAUUCAAAGGUGACAAGGUUGAAAACAACUACGGAAUGGGUUGUUGGAUUUCCAAGUUUGCCUAUAUUUGUAACAGAGGCCUAAUUGAGGCUCCAAAGCGUGCAUUUGGAACUCUACUCUGCUCUAUAUGUAGCAGGCAACGCAGUGAAAGCUACGCUCGUAGUGUGUUCAUAGAAGUCUUACUCUACGUGUUUCCCAGUGCAGUUGUUUCUUGAUAGUGCGAUGCUUCAAACGAAAUAAGUACUUCAUAUAUUAAAGAUGCAACUUGUUAAUGUUAGGUUAUGCCAAGGCAUGUGUUAUUUGUGCAGUUUUGUGCUUUCGUUAUGCGACUGUUAUGUUCGGUUGCAAGCGCAAGCCCUGGGCUGCAGCCACGGGUCACAGAAACAUGUCGCUAUGCUCGCUUGGUGUUUAAUAGGUUCAUAUCUGUGAUGCUUUCCAGGUAAUAACGAAGUCAUAGUUUACUAUGUAAAAUUGUGACACUUAUUCUUAUAUCGAAGCGUAUGAUGCAUACCUAUCUUCAUCCUUCAUGUGACACACUGUUUGUUGGUCGAGAAUUCGAGUAGUGAGAGAAGUCUACCUUUGUUAGCAUUGCCUGCUAUGUACGAGACGAAGUACAAGCAACCGGCUACAGAAUGAUUGCAUGUCUCACUCCCGAGGAAUUGAGUGCGACAGUGUCAUGAUCAAUUUUUACUUUUGCGUUUCAA